This is a messenger RNA of Ostrinia furnacalis (Asian corn borer), 7601 nucleotides long. It is a transcript of the gene crb, whose product is annotated as cell polarity complex component crumbs. The transcript has 47 exons. The record is from RefSeq and is a predicted model, not a curated record. Gene Ontology annotation, molecular function: calcium ion binding. Bases 195 to 7559 code for a protein of 2454 amino acids. Gene Ontology annotation, biological process: heterophilic cell-cell adhesion; establishment or maintenance of epithelial cell apical/basal polarity. Gene Ontology annotation, cellular component: plasma membrane; protein-containing complex. Lineage: Eukaryota; Metazoa; Arthropoda; Insecta; Lepidoptera; Crambidae.
CAUGAGCUGUGCAGGGUGAAGUGUCGCAAACUUUUUUUAUUUUAUUGUUUGUAAAGCUUUGUGUUUUUCGUAUGAUUUCGUUUAUUUUAUUUAACGUUAUUUUGCCACAACCAAGUGAAAUAUGUUUUAGAAAACUUUGAGUGUUAAUUUGAUGUAGCAGUUUGUUUAUGUGUGUUUUGAUUAUUUCGACAUAAAUGAAGGUGGACAUAGUUUGGAGGCGACGCGCUGCCGUUAACGUCGCAGGCAGCUUGGCGCUGCUGCUAUGGGCGGCGACGGCGCGCGCGGCGGACCCGCUGGGCCCGUCGGACCGGCCCGAGGCUUACUUCAACGGCAGCUCCUACAUCCACCUCUCCCGCCCCAUAUCGCUCAAGCAACUCGUAGGACUUAGCUUUAGGACUUGCGUGAUCUCGAACGUGACGUGGAACCCGGAGCUGCUGUCGCCGGAGGCGCUGGAGGCGGGCGGCGCCGUGCUGCUGGUGGGCAACGUGUUCAGCGGCUGCAUCCACGAGGGCCCGCAGCUCGAGUUCCACGCCGCCGCCGCGCAGUUCCGCAACGUGCACUUCGGACACUGCCCGCUCACCACCGACGAGUGCAAAGACAGAAAAGACGUUUUAAGAAUCCCACCUAAAGACCACUGUUACAAUGAACCCUGCUUGCGACACGGAACGUGCAUAUCACGACAUGACCGGUACGAAUGCCACUGCACAGCGCGCUACACAGGCAACAACUGCGAGGUGGACGCGGGCGACCCGUGCCGCUCGGCGCCGUGCCAGCACGCCGGCCGCUGCCUCGAGACGCCGCGCGGCGACUACACCUGCAGCUGCCCGCCCAACUACCACGGCCAGCACUGCGAGCUGGAGGUGUCGCUGGACCCGCUGUGCAUGGAGGGCCCGUGCCGCAACAACGGCAGCUGCAGCGUGCCGCCCGGCGCCACCGACUACGAGUGCGCCUGCCAGGAAGGCUACACGGGGCGUAACUGCGAGAUAGAUGUUGACGAAUGCGCGAGCGCGGCGGGCGGCACGGGCUGCCUGCACGGCGGCCGCUGCCUCGACGCCGUCAACAACUUCACCUGCGACUGUACUGGCACAGGUUACACUGGCGCGCGCUGCGAGGUGAACGUGGACGAAUGUGCGGAAGACCGCACGGUGUGCGGGCACGGCGUGUGCUACGACACCUACGGCGGCUUCGUGUGCGCCUGCCAGCCCGGCUACACUGGCGAGCGCUGUCAUAUCAUGUCAGCGUGCGCGUCGGGCCCGUGCGGGCUGGGCGGCGCGUGCGUGGAGGAGAGCGGCGGGCUGGGCUUUCGCUGCGUGUGCGCGCGGGGCUGGGCGCCGCCGCUGUGCACCACGCCGCUCCCGCCGCCCGCGCCCGCCGCCGCCCCCGCCGCGCCCGCCGCCUGCGCUGACGUCACGUGCCCGCCGCGGAGCCACUGCGCGCCCGCGCACGCUGCCGGCAUGCCAACAAUGAUGACCGGCGUGGUGUUGAAACAAGUCACUUGCGUUUGUGAUGUUGGAUAUUUUGGCGCCCCCGGCCCGUCUCCGAACUGCAGCACGAUCGAGGCGGCGUGCGAGGCGGGCGCGUGCCUCAACGGCGCCACGUGCGCGCGCGCCGGCGACGCGCUCGCGUGCGAGUGCGCGCCCGGUUUCAAAGGCGCGUACUGCGAGCAGGCGGUACCGGCGCCGGCGCCGGCUGGGGCGGGCGCGGGCAAGGCGCUGGGCGAGCUGAAGGUGGGCGGGGAUCGCUGCGCCGCCGCGCCGCCGCCCUGCGUGCACGCUAAGGCCUGCCACGACCUGCCGCUAGGCUUCCGCUGCGAGUGUGAGGCGGGCUGGACGGGCCCGCGCUGCGACGUGGCGGCGGCGGCGGGCGAGGGCUGCUUGGCACGGCCCUGCCUCAACGGGGGCACGUGCCGCGAGCCCGACGCCGCCUGCGAGUGCCGGCCCGGCUACGAGGGCGCCGCGUGCGAGCUGCCUGCCGACUGCCGCGCCGCGUCCUGCCCGCACUACCAGGAAUGCGUGGAGCAGAACGGCGCGUGGCGCUGUGCGCUGGCGCCGGCUGAGAGCGCGUGCGCGUCCUCGCCCUGCCACAACGGCACCUGCCUCGCGCGCGACAACACCUACCACUGCCAGUGUCCGCCCGGGAACACCGGGAGAUUGUGUGAGUUGGACAUCGAUGAGUGCGCGCGGUCACCGAAGAUCUGCAACAACGGCGUGUGCGUUAAUGUGCCAGGGUCGUAUCAGUGCUACUGCCGGCCAGGGUACACGGGCGACAGCUGCGAGCAAGACAUCGACGAGUGCCUGUCGUCGCCGUGCAAGAACGGCGGCACCUGCCAGAACCUGGAGAACAACUACGAGUGCACCUGCUUGGAAGGCUUCGAAGGCAAGGACUGCUCGGUGAACAUCGACGAGUGCGAGGCGCAGCCGUGCGCGGCGGGCUCCACGUGCGUGGACGGCGUGGCGGGCUACAGCUGCGUGUGCCGCGACGGGCUCACCGGCGCCAACUGCGAGAUCGACAUCGACGACUGCGAGUCUCAGCCGUGCUUACACGGCGGGCGCUGCGUGGACGGCCUCAACGGGUACACGUGCGAGUGCGGCGGCACCGGCUACAGCGGCGCCGACUGCGGCACCAACGUGGACGAGUGCGCGCCGCAGCCCUGCCGCCACGCCGCCGAGUGCGUCGACGAGCUCAACGCCUACCGCUGCGUGUGCCGCCCCGGCUACACCGGCAAGGACUGCGAGAUAGACAUAAAUGAGUGUGAAGGUGAACCUUGCAAAUAUGGCGGCAUUUGCCUGGAGCGCUCCAACGCCAGCCUGUACCGGCCCGCGGACGCCCCGCCCGUCGAGGUGGGCCCGCAGCCGCAUAUGCUGCUGCCCCGGUCCUUCUACCAACCGUUCUCGUAUGAAGAUGCUCAAGGGCAGUCGCUCAAGUAUGGCGGCAUCUGCCUGGAGCGCUCCAACGCCAGCCUGUACCGGCCCGCGGACGCCCCGCCCGUCGAGGUGGGCCCGCAGCCGCAUAUGCUGCUGCCCCGGUCCUUCUACCAACCGUUCUCGUAUGAAGAUGCUCAAGGGCAGUCGCUCAAGUAUGGCGGCAUCUGCCUGGAGCGCUCCAACGCCAGCCUGUACCGGCCCGCGGACGCCCCGCCCGUCGAGGUGGUCUAUCAGCUAAGUUCAGGCAGGCAGUCGCUCAAGUAUGGCGGCAUCUGCCUGGAGCGCUCCAACGCCAGCCUGUACCGGCCCGCGGACGCCCCGCCCGUCGAGGUGGGCCCGCAGCCGCAUAUGCUGCUGCCCCGGUCCUUCUACCAACCGUUCUCGUAUGAAGAUGCUCAAGGGUUCGAGUGCGUAUGCGUGGCGGGCACGAUGGGCGCGCGCUGCGAGGUGAACAUCGACGAGUGCGCGUCGAGCCCGUGCGGGCACGGCAAGUGCGUGGACGGCGUGGGCGCCUACUCCUGCGACUGCGCGCCCGGCUACGAGGGCGCGCACUGCGAGACCGAGGUCGACGAGUGCCAGCGGUACCAGCCGUGCGCGCACGGGCGCUGCUACGACGGGCGCGCGACGUACUACUGCUCGUGCAGCGCGGGCUGGGGCGGGCGCAACUGCUCCGUGGUGCUGGCGGGCUGCCGCGACCAGCCCUGCCGCAACGGCGGCGCCUGCCUGCCCUGGCUGCAGCACGAGACCAAGCACCUCUUCAACUGCUCCUGCACGCCCGGCUACCACGGGACCACCUGCGAGCAGAUAACAACAAUGUCUCUCGAAAAGAGCAGCUACGUGGAAGUGAACACGAGCCGCGAGGAGGGCUACGACAUCUCGUUCCGCUUCAAGACGACGCUGGGCUCGGGGCUGUUGGCCAUGGGCCGCGGGCUGACGUACUUCAUCCUCGAGCUGCUGCACGGCCGCCUCAACCUGCACUCCAGCCUGCUCAAUAAGUGGGAGGGCGUGUUCAUCGGCUCCAAACUCAACGACUCUAAGUGGCAGAAGGUGUUCGUGACCAUAAACUCGUCGCACCUGGUGCUGGCGGCCAACGAGGAGCAGACCAUCUACCCCAUCAGCCAGAACGAGGCGUACAACUCCAGCGUGACGUCGUUCCCCACCACGCGGCUGGGCACGGCCGGCUCGUCCUACGCCACGCUCACGCACGGGCCCAACUUCUUCGUCGGCUGCUUCCAGGACGUCGUCGUCAACGGGCAGUGGGUCCUACCUGAAGACACGAACAACACCAGCUCAGAGACCACAACCGAAGUAUCCAGCUCAUCCGGCAUAGAGGGCGAGGCGGGCUUACCAGAUGACGGCGAGAGCGGAGUCGCGCGCAUCUUGCACGGCGUGCAGGCGCACUGCCCGCGCACGCCGCAGUGCAGCCCCAACCCCUGCCAGUCCGGCGGCGCCUGCGAGGACCACUGGACCACCUUCGUGUGCAGCUGCCCGCGCCCGCACCUCGGCGGCACCUGCCAGUACAACUACACGGCGGCGACGUUCGGGCAGGAGUCGGCCAAGCCGCGCUCGGUGGUGGUGGUGGCGGUGGGCGCGGCGGCGCGGCGCGCGGUGCACGCGGCGCUCGACAUCUCCAUGUUCAUCCGCACGCGCAAGUCCACCGGACAGAUCUUCUACCUCAGCUCGCUGCCAAGGGAGGGCCAGGAGGAGACACAAGUGAGCGCGUCGCUGUUCGGCGGCGAGCUGCUGGUGCACCUGCGCUUCAACCAGACCUCCGAGAACUACACCGUGGGCGGCACGCGCCUCGACAACGGGUACCUGCACCUCAUCGAGGUCGUGAGAAAUGCCACUUUGGUGCAAGUGAAGCUUAACGGUACCGAAUACUUCCGCAAAUCUAUAUCGGCUGCUAAACAACUCGAUGCACAGGUGCUGUACCUGGGCGGGCCGCCGCCGGCGGACGCGGCGGCGCACGGCGCGGCGCCCGGGCUGCCGGCGCCCGCCGCCUCCUCGCCGGCGCCGGCGCCCGAGCCCGCCGCCGAGCCCGAGCCCGCCGACGACGCCGCCUACUUCAAGGGCGUCAUACAGGACGUGCAGGUGUCGAACGGCGUGAACGUGACGAUCGUGGAGUUCUUCCCGCUGCAAGUGCCAGGGCUGUCGCUGCCGCCGCCCUUCGGCGACGUGUGGCUGGAUCCUGCCGGCGUGCUGGCUGGCGUGCAUUCCGACGAUGCUUGCGCUUCACGCCCCUGUCAACACAACGCGUCGUGCAGCAACACAUGGAACGACUACUCGUGCGCGUGCCCGCGCGGCUACAAGGGCAAGCAGUGCUCCGACGUGGAGUUCUGCCAGCUGCAGGGCUGCCCGCUCAGCUCGCACUGCCGCAACCUCGACAACGGGUACGAGUGCGUGUCGGACGCGACGUUCGACGGCGUGAACACGACGCUGUCGUACAAGAUGCGCGUGCCCACGCCCAUCGGGCUGGCCGAGCCGCCGCCGCGCCCCGACCCGCCCACCUCGCUCACCAUCACCUACAGGACCAAAGUGGGCGGCACAUUAUUCCACGCGGAACUUCGGGACCCAGCCGGCGGCGAGCCGAUGUGGUUCACGGUGUCGGUGUUCGGCGCAGUUGUAGGCGUUCAGUGGCGUCUCGGCGCGGGCGUGCCGCGGGUGGCGCGCCUGCGGGCCGGCGCGGCGGCGGGCUGGACGUCGCUGCGGCUGCGGCUGGCGCGCCGCGAGCUGGCCGGCUACUUCGUGGACGCCGACGGCCACGAGGAGCUCGGCAUGAAGGCGCCCGUCGACGCCGCCGCCUGGCAGCGCCUGCUGACUGACGGCGAUCUGCACCUCGGCGGCGUGGGGCCCGCGCCGCCUACGUCUGCGCCGCCUACUACACUGCCGCCGCAGAUGGAUAACACAACGGACCCCACUAUGUGGGAAAACUCGGAGGGAGAAGACUUCGCCGCUGAUAACUCUGUUGGACUUUACUUCAAGGGCUGCAUGGGCGCGGUGCACGUGGGCGCGCUGCUGCUGCCGUUCUUCACGGAGGAGGAGCUGUUCGUGGGCGCCGCCGCGCAGCUGCUGGCCUCGCAGCCGCACUAUGCGCUGAUGUCCGGUCGGCCGUGGGGCGCGGCGGAGGGCGUGGCGUGCGCGCUGUGCCUGGAGCAGGACUGCCAGCGCGGCGGCCACUGCGCCGACCUGCGCAACUCCUACGCCUGCGCCUGCCCGCCCGGCUACAGCGGCGACUACUGCCAGAUCGACAUAGAUGAAUGUGCGGAGAACCAGUGUCAAAAUGGAGCCACGUGCCAGGACGGAGUGGCUUCUUACACUUGCCUGUGUCCCGAAGGCUUCGACGGAGAAAUGUGCGAGCGCGACAUCGACGAGUGCGAGAGCCAGCCGUGCCUGAACGGCGGCGCGUGCAGCGAGCGCGCGGGCGGCUACACGUGCGCGUGCGGCGCCGAGUGGAGCGGGCCGCGCUGCGCCACGCCGCGCCACCGCUCCUGCGCGCACCGGCCCUGCGCGCCGCACCGGCGUGCAGCGAGCGGGCGGCUACACGUGCGCGUGCGGCGCCGAGUGGAGCGGGCCGCGCUGCGCCACGCCGCGCCACCGCUCCUGCGCGCACCGGCCCUGCGCGCCGCACGCGCUCGCCUGCCGCGACCACCCGCCAGGUACACACGAGCGUGCAGCGGCGUGCAGCGAGCGGGCGGCUACACGUGCGCGUGCGGCGCCGAGUGGAGCGGGCCGCGCUGCGCCACGCCGCGCCACCGCUCCUGCGCGCACCGGCCCUGCGCGCCGCACGCGCUCGCCUGCCGCGACCACCCGCCAGAGCCGGCGACGGGCAACAACUACACGUGCGUGUGCGCGGAAGGCUGGGAAGGCGUGCACUGUGAGGCCGCCUUCUGCGAGCUGACGCCCUGCCUGCACGGGGACUGCGUCGUCGAUAACAAUACGGUGUCGUGCGUGUGCCAGGAGGGCUACAGCGGGCGGCGCUGCGAGACGGAGCGCGACGUGUGCCUGGAGGCCGGCGCGUGCCUGCACGGCGGCCGCUGCCUGCCCGCGCGCCGCGCCGCCCACCGCUGCGACUGCGCCGGCACCGGCUGGACGGGCGCGAGCUGCGAGCUGGACGUGGACGAGUGCGGCGCGGGACUCGUGAGCUGCGGCCCGGGCGAGUGCCUCAACCUCGAGGGCAGCUACACAUGCAUAUGCGCGCCGGGCUUCUGCGGCAACGAGUGCGCUUUACGCGACCCGUGCUUCGAGCCGGCGACGGUGACGGUGACGGACGAAGAAGCCGGCGGCAACACGUCGCUCGGCCCGUGCCGUCACGGCGGCCGCUGCGAGCAGCGCUGCACCGCCGCCGCCGCAUACGUCUGCCACUGCGUCGACGGCUGGGGCGGACACAACUGCACGCAGCAGGCGGUAGCAGCGGGCUCGGAGAGCGGCGCGUCGGCGCCGGUGCUGGUGGGCGUGGGCGCGGCGCUGCUGGCGCUGGCGCUGGUGGGCGCGGGGCUGGCGGCGCUCGCCGCACAGGCGCGGCGCAAGCGCGCGACGCGCGGCACGUACUCGCCGUCGGGGCAGGAGUACUGCAACCCGCGCGCCGAGAUGAUGCACCACGCGCUCAAGCCGCCGCCCGAGGAGCGCCUCAUCUAGCGCGCCGGGGACACGCGGUCGAAUCAAGCCGACGCACGACAU